AUGUUGAAUACUAAUGAUCCAGUAAACCAUUGCAUCGAGUACGAAAAAACAGUUAGAACGAGCAAAGAUAAGCAAGAUAUUCUGGACAAAAUAAAUAGUAGACGGGAUAAAGUGGCAUCGGGUGAUAUUCGUUCUCUACCUUCUGCUGAAAAUAUGAUGAAAAUGGUAUGGAGUGAUAGUUUACAAAGUUCUGCUCAACGAUGGGCAGACCGUUGUUUGCCAUUUAAAGAAUUGGACUAUAAAUAUGUUUGUGGAGAUUCGGAUGGCGUUAAAAUCGGUCAAAAUAUCGCAACAGUGGUUGGCGAUUCGCCCGGUCUGACGCCGGCGAUAUUAGUGGACGUAUGGUACAUGGAACUUUUGAACAUGAACUAUUCCUUAAUAUCACGAUAUCGUCAAGCUAAUCAAACACGUCAACAUCAUUAUGACUACUUCACACAACUAGCUUGGGCAGUAUCCUAUCAAGUAGGAUGUGGUGGAGUUAAAUUUAAGGAGUUGACGAACGACAGAAGAAAUAGAACAAUCAAUAGAUUGGUUUGUAAUUUCUCGCCAAGUGGUAAUGAAAUCGGGCAACCAGUAUAUCACGAAGGUUAUCCUUGCUCUCAAUGUCCUUUUGAUGGAUCCUGCGACAUGAAAUAUAGAUUUUUGUGCAAUGCUGAAUUUCAAGAAAAUAGCAAAGGAAUUAUGAACAACAGUAAUGAAGAAGUUAUUAUUAGUAACAAUCAUAAUGCUUCAACUAAUGCAAAACUAACAAAUACUAGUGGAAAUAUAACGAACAUUAAACAGCCAUUAAAUACGGACAAAUAUUCCAACGCUGUUCUUGACAAUUUUCGUUCAGAACAUGGUGAAGAAAACGUAACAGGAUAUGAUUAUUUCGCUCACAUAUUACACCUUACUAGUUCUACUGAAAAAGCUACAAGUCCUUUAAAAACCUGCAAAGACGUAAUACCAGUUGAAGAUUUUAUUGAGAUAUUUAAGAAACGUUUGUUAAAAGAUCAAACGUUAAAACAAUAUUUAUUAGCAUCAAAAGUAUUGGAAGGUAAAGAAAAUCUUGAAAAUGGCUACAAUGAUGCCACCGUAGCUGAUAUUAUAAAUCAUAUUCAUAGUACUAAAACAACACCAACAACUAAUAAACCAACUGAGCCGGAUUAUUUUAACUCAACUUUACUUGCCAAUUUAGUUGAGGCAGUAAUAUUUAAAAAUAACGAUAAUUUAUCCACAAUAGAUGCAGUAGAAGAUUCUACCAAUUCGAUGUCAGAUGUUAGUGCCAUAAAAAUUAAAGCUGAAUAUGGAGAAGUUAUGACUAAUUUAUAUUCUACUGGACAUUAUUUCUUUCCUGAAGAUGACAAUGAACAGAAUGCUAACGAAACUACAGAAUCGUAUUAUGAUAAUACUAGUCCCGCUGUUUCUGAUAUUGUACUGGAAAUACAGGAAUUAAAACGAGGUCAAGGAACCAAAGAUUUUUUGGAUGAAAUUAUUGAUUCUGAUUUUGAUACAGAUAAUGUAACUAAGUUUGAUUUUCCAUCAUCUACUUUGUUAAAUUCGGAUGAAAAUGGAAGUGAUAAGAUUUUGCCAGAAAAUAUUAAAAUUACAUUGACAAAGGUACCUUGGAAUAGACGUAAACGAUCAUCACUAAAGGUACAAACAGAUAUGAAGUUUCAAAUAAGUGACAAAGAUCGGAAAAGAAAGAGUUAUAAAGAACGAAAUAGUGAAGACAUUCGCGUAAUUAAUUAUGAGGAUUUAUUGAGAAAACUUGCAUCAGAUUUAGGGGCCCUGAAACUAAAUGAGCGAUUUCAUUGCACUGGAGCAAUUUCUAAUUCGACCCAAAUUAAAUCAUUUUUUUUUACUUCUUUGCCCUCUAUAAUAUAA
This is a messenger RNA of Papilio machaon (common yellow swallowtail), 1866 nucleotides long. RefSeq lists its product as uncharacterized. The transcript is spliced from 10 exons. Bases 1 to 1866 code for a protein of 621 amino acids. The record is from RefSeq and is a predicted model, not a curated record. Lineage: Eukaryota; Metazoa; Arthropoda; Insecta; Lepidoptera; Papilionidae.